Messenger RNA from Phytophthora nicotianae INRA-310, 1910 nucleotides. Its product is annotated as choline dehydrogenase. The record is from RefSeq and is a predicted model, not a curated record. Lineage: Eukaryota; Oomycota; Peronosporomycetes; Peronosporales; Peronosporaceae. The transcript has 2 exons. The coding region runs from base 47 to 1819 and encodes 590 amino acids. Gene Ontology annotation, molecular function: flavin adenine dinucleotide binding; oxidoreductase activity, acting on CH-OH group of donors.
AUCUCGUUCCCUUCAGUGUGGAUACAGUAUCCUGAGUUCUGCCACGAUGCUUCGCCACGCGUUGCGCUCUGGGAAUGCUGCUGUAUUUGGUCAUAAUGGUCUCCUGACUGCUCCCACUAGAGGUCUCGCUUCCUCUGCUACCUCGCAUGAAUACGACUACGUCAUCGUCGGCGCAGGUUCCGCUGGUUGUGUGCUUGCUAAUCGACUGAGUGCCGAUCCUAGCAACAAGGUGCUGCUGGUGGAGGCUGGCCCUAGCGACCGCAAUCGAUGGGACUCCAUCCUGAUUGAGAUGCCAGCCGCCGUCCCAAUUAACCUCACGGAUGAACGGUACAACUGGAAUUACUUCACGGAGCCACAGGAGUUCCUGAACAACCGACGCAUCGGAUUCCCUCGUGGUCGAGUGCUCGGUGGUUCGUCAUCUAUCAAUGCCAUGGUGUACACUCGUGGUAAUGCCAAGGACUACAACGACUGGGAGGCGAACGGUGCUGAAGGAUGGAGCUACGCGGCUUGCUUGCCGUACUUUAAGCGAUCACAGAGCCACCAGCUCGGUGGAGACGACUACCGUGGUGGUGAUGGCCCACUUCAUGUAGUGAGGAACACACAGAAGGACCAGCCACUUUUCCAGGCAUUCCUCGAUGCUGGUGUUGAGGCUGGUUAUCCUUUCACGGCGGACUUGAAUGGAUAUCAACAAGAGGGUGUGGGUUGGCACGACUUGACUAUUCAUGAGGGCAAACGAUGGAGCACGUCGGCUGCUUUUCUACAUCCCGUAAUGGACCGUGAGAACUUGACAGUUGUGACGGAUACAUUCGUGAACAAAUUGAUGUUUGAAGACAAGAAGGUGGUUGGUAUUGAGGUGGAGCACAACAAGACCAAGGCGAUAUCCAAGAUUUUGUCUGGCAAGGAGGUGAUUCUCUCAGGUGGAGCUAUCAACACUCCGCAACUUCUAAUGCUCUCGGGUGUGGGUGACGCAGACCAUCUCAAAGAAGUCGGAGUGCCUCUCGUACACCACCUCCCUGCUGUAGGAAAGAACAUGGAGGAUCAUAUCGGUCUUAACCUGCAAUUCGCUUGUAAACAACCUGUCACAUUGUACCAUGCAACCAAGCGCUUCCCUGGUAAAGUACUCAAGAUUGGCUACGAAUGGUUGACGUCCAAGACUGGACCAGGCGCUAGUUCACACUGCGAAGUGGGCGGAUUCAUCCGAACUGCACCAGGUAAAUCUCAGCCGGAUCUGCAGAUCCAAUUCAGUCCCAGCGCAGUGGACGAACACUAUCAGUUGCGUGAGAUUGGUCAUGCCAUGAGUGGACACAUUUCACUCAUGCGCGGCUCGCGGGAUGGCACAAUCAAGUUGCGUAGUGCAAACCCACGCGAGCAUCCUAUCAUCGAUCCGAAGUACAUGGCUGAGGAAGAGAGCCGCGUCACACUUCGAGAAGGCGUCAAGUUGACGCGCGAGAUCUUCGCGCAGAAUGCGUUUAAGGAGUUCUGCGGCGAGGGGAUUUCUCCUAAGGAAAGUGUUCAGUCGGACGACGAGAUUGACGCGUGGGCUCGCAAAUAUGCGGCCACGGAAUUCCAUGUGUCGUGUACGGCGCGUAUGGGCAUGGACGACAACUCUGUGGUUGAUGCGCAGACUCGUGUCCAUGGACUAGAAGGUCUGCGUAUUGUGGACGCGUCUAUCAUGCCGAACAUUGUGAGCGGCAACACGAAUGCGCCUGUGAUCAUGAUCGCCGAGAAGGCCGCUGAUAUGAUUCUAGGCAAACCUGCAUUGCCGAAGGACAAUGUGCCGGUGUACCAAGCCAAGAAUUGGCACACCAGCCAGCGAUAAUUGUAAAUUUCGAGGGGAUGGACACCAAAGUUGCACCUACACUUUUUGUUUACGGUUAUAGUUUGUACAAUACAUGUACUAAUUUGGAAAC